Mytilinidion resinicola is the source of this 2862-nucleotide messenger RNA. RefSeq lists its product as uncharacterized. The transcript is spliced from 6 exons. The coding region runs from base 268 to 2442 and encodes 724 amino acids. The record is from RefSeq and is a predicted model, not a curated record. NCBI's taxonomy places the organism in Eukaryota, Fungi, Ascomycota, Dothideomycetes, Mytilinidiales, Mytilinidiaceae.
AGCACGACCGCGCCAGGGUGGUGUUUCUACGUGGCUCUCAUUUCCAUCAGUCUCGUCCGUCGCAUUCACUAAAUCAGUUGUGCUCAUUGUCUACAUGUGUUCAAACUCCUGUGGGCUCUUCUUCCUGUACUCUCACCGGUGAGCUGGCCUCAGCCUUGCUCUCCACCCUUACCCGCCCGCUCGACGACAUCCCCGCCCGUUCCCAGAUAGGCACUCUAUUUUACCACUACACCCAAUUCGCCGUCCGCCGAUUGGGCACUCAAAACCAUGGCGACCCGUUUGCCCAUCCGACAAACAGAAGUCAUCGUGUUGUCUGAUGAUUCCGAGUCAGAGAGCGACUCCGUGCAGCAAAACGAGCAGCCUCACCGACACACACCACAACAGGGCCGCGACUUCUUCACAGACAUAGUUGGUAUCACCGACGAUGACUUUGCAGCGGUGCUUGCAGAGGCAGACAGUGUGCAGUUUCUGGACGCCCGCCCUGUAUCCCAACCUCCCGCUCCGUUCACAGAGGACGACGCGCUUCAAAAGAUUCUCGAAAUAUUCCCCGACAUCGCGCACGACCAUGUCCUCAAUCUCUAUAGAGAAGGUCUACAUGAUGGCGCGCUCGGCUCAGUAUGGUGCGAUCAAUUGAUUACCCGGCUUGUCGACUCUGGCUCAUAUCCCAAGGAGAGCGAACGCCGCAAAGACCUGAAGCGGAAGCGCACGGACACCGAAGACGACGAGGAUGCUAUCAGAAGGUUUGAGAAGAUGGAGAGACACAACGCCGGCCGUCUCUACUCUCAACUUGCACUCAAGUUCCUUGGAAACGAAUUUCCUAGCGUACCCGUCAAGCACAUCGAGGCCACUCUUCGCACCAACGGCACUCUCUUCAAAGCUUUCUUAACAUUGGAGCGGCAAUUGCGCGAAUACGACCCGGACACGCAUAAUCUCUUUACCAAAGUUCGGCCACGCGUUAUGACAAAAUCGAACGACGUUAUCGGAGAUCCGUCGAUGGACUACCUCAGGAUAGACCUCAAAAUGGAACUGGAUGCCGCUCGGAAGAAGCGUCAGAAGGAUGAAGCCAAACGACGGGCAGAGGCAGAGCUAGCCCUUGAAAUGACGAGAGCAAAGCUCGAGGGGAGACUCGUUGCAUGCGCUUGUUGCUGUGAAGAAUUUCCACUGCAUCGUAUGACUGAAUGCGAGGCGGACACCCCCCAUCUCUUCUGCUUAGAAUGUGCUCGCACACUGAUCCACCACCUCAUAGGCGACGGCAAAUGCCGUCCGAUAUGUAUGUCAACCGAAGGCUGCAGUGCUGGAUUCGCGCGUCAACAACUGCAGCUAUUUUUGGACCAAGUUACCUUCGACAAACUUGAAAGCAUGCAACAGCGAGAGGAUAUACAAGCAGCCGACAUCGAAGGCCUCGUUGAAUGUCCGUUCUGCGACUUCAGGGCGGAGUGUCCGCCCGUUGAGAUUGACAGAGAAUUUCGGUGUCGCAAUCCAGGUUGCGAGAAAGUGAGCUGUCGCUUGUGCCGAGCAGAGACCCAUAUCCCCCAGAGUUGCGAGGAGUAUGCCAAAGAGAACAAACUCAGCGUGCGACAUGCCGUGGAGGAGGCCAUGACGAAUGCUUUAAUCAGGGUCUGCAAUAAAUGUAAACACCCUUUCAUCAAGGACUUUGGUUGCAACAAAAUGGUUUGCACCCGCUGUGGCAAUAAGCAAUGCUAUGUCUGCUCGAAGACAGUCGUGGACUACAACCACUUCAAAGAAGACGGUCCGUGCCCUCUUCACGACAACACAGACGCACGUCAUACCGAAGAUGUCAAGAAGGCGGAAGCAGAGGCCCUUGCGAAGGUUCAAGCUGAGAAUCCAGACCUUACGGAGGAGGAUUUGAAGGUCAAAGUUUCCGACAGAGUCAGGGUGGAGGAGGAAGCUCGCGCUCAACGAGCGCAGGUGGCCAUAGCAGGUGGUCGGCCGGGUAUAAAUGUUGGGCAUAUACACCCACAUCGCCCUCAAGGGCUCGGGCUUGGACAUGUACACCCUCAAGGGCUCUAUGCACAGGGCGAACGCGCACAAGUCGAAGCCCUUGUGGAUGCUCAUAUUCGUCGACGAGAACCUUUUCCCCGCUACGUUCCGCCUCCAGGUUUAAGGCCUCCGAAUCCUCCAGCUCCGCGUGUUGCUAUGCAACAACGGGAAUGGGAGAAUCAUAACCUGGGCUUCCCACUACCACCCGGGUUUGGGAUGAUGGCGCCGCUACCACAUGGAGCGCCAGCCGCGCCACCACCAGUUCCGCAUCAACAUCCCGUUAUACCUAGACAGCGAGACCGGCGCUUGAACCCGGAGGCAGAGGCCCUCCGGAUGAGACAGUUUGACGUCGAAGUUGAGGCGGUUGAGGCAGCGAGACGUGAGUUAAAUGAACAGAGGAAUCUUCAGAGAGGAGUCCUAGAUUGGUUUCAAAGAGGGUAAGGUCGAGGUCAAGGAGUGGGGCGACACAUUCAUUCUACUGUCAAGUCAAUGCAAUUAUCUGCAGUGAUCAUUGAGCUACACAGGAAAGGGCUCGACUUUAAGGUUUCUCCUUGGGGGUUUCUCCUUGUACAAAAUGGCUACACUUCUAGCACAUUAGCGGCAUACCUUUUUCCAUUGGUCAGUCAAGACUACACCUCUAGGGAAUCAAGUUUGGCUUCUGGAAUCUUUUUGGCAGCAGUCUGCAGCAGCUCAUAUCCUCCGCCGUCUCUCGGCUAUAAUGCGGUUCUUUAAGAGAUACCUCGAAGGAUUUGAGAAUGAUCAAGUUCUUUACUUGUGGUCUGUGGCUGUGAUUUACUACGCGUGAUGAAGACUAACUGCCUGGCACCUGCAUAUAAAGUAAAUUGCAUACACUUUCUCGCU